Molecule: messenger RNA, 2683 nt
Organism: Grus americana (Whooping crane)
Lineage: Eukaryota; Metazoa; Chordata; Aves; Gruiformes; Gruidae
Gene: NPRL2
Product: NPR2 like, GATOR1 complex subunit
Exons: 11
Coding region: 86-1315 (409 amino acids)
Biological process (GO): positive regulation of autophagy; cellular response to amino acid starvation; negative regulation of TORC1 signaling
Cellular component (GO): GATOR1 complex; vacuolar membrane
Molecular function (GO): GTPase activator activity
Source: RefSeq, a predicted model, not a curated record
GCGAGGGCCUGCCUCCGUUGGCGCGACCGUGUGACGGAGUGUUCCUCAGGAUCGGUGCUACGGUGGCCGGCUGGGCCCUGGGCGCAUGCGUGUUGCGGGGCCGCUAGCCCGCCGUCGUCGCUGCCGGAGCCGGGCUGGGGCCGCACCGGGGCCCAACCGGGCUCCUCCUCCGGCUGCCAUGGGCGGCAGGAUUGAGUGCGUCUUCUUCAGCGAGUUCCACCCCACGCUGGGGCCCAAGAUCACCUACCAGGUCCCGGAGGACUUCAUCUCUCGGGAGCUCUUUGACACCAUCCAGGUGUAUGUCAUCACGAAGCCCGAGCUGCAGAACAAGCUGAUCACCGUUACGGCCAUGGAGAAGAAGCUGAUCGGCUGCCCUGUCUGUAUCGAGCACAAGAAGUACAGCCGAAACGCUCUGCUCUUCAACCUGGGUUUCGUGUGCGAUGCCAGAGCCAAGGCCUGUGCGCUGGAGCCCAUAGUGAAGAAGCUGGCCGGUUACCUCACCACCCUCGAGUUGGAAAGCGGCUUCAUCUCCAAUGAGGAGAGUAAACAGAAGCUGGUUCCCAUCAUGACCAUCCUGCUGGAGGAGCUGAACGCCAAAGGAAAGUGCACCCUGCCCAUAGAUGAGUCAAACACCAUCCACCUGAAGGUGAUUGAGCAGCGCCCGGACCCCCCCAUCGUGCAGGAGUACGAUGUCCCUGUCUUCACCCAAGACAAGGAUGACUUCUUCAACUCCCAGUGGGAUCUCACCACGCAGCAGAUCCUGCCCUACAUCGAUGGCUUUCGGCACGUCCAGAAGAUUUCCGCAGAAGCCGACGUGGAGCUGAACUUGGUGCGCAUUGCCGUGCAAAACCUGCUAUACUACGGGGUCGUCACGCUCGUCUCCAUACUCCAGUACUCCAAUGUCUACUGCACCACACCAAAGGUUCAGGACCUGGUGGAUGACAAGUGUCUCCAGGAAGAGUGUCUGUCCUACGUCACCAAACAAGGACACAAGCGAGCCAGCCUCAGGGACGUCUUCCAGCUGUACUGCGGGCUGAGCCCCGGCACGACAGUGCGAGACCUCAUCUCCCGCUACACUCUGCAGCUCCAGAGGGUGGACGAGAGAAGGCUCAUCCAGUUUGGCUUGAUGAAGGGCCUUAUCCGGCGGCUCCAGAAAUACCCUGUUAAGGUCACACGGGAUGAGCGGAGCCACCCAGCCCGGCUGUACACGGGCUGCCACAGCUACGAUGAGAUCUGCUGUAAGACGGGCAUGAGUUACAAGGAGCUAGAUGAGCGCCUGGAGAACGACCCCAACAUCAUCGUGUGCUGGAAAUGACGGCGGGGAUGGCAACCGAGCCAGCCCGGGUCCCCCCCACGCGUCGUCCCUCCCCCGUGUGUCCCCCCCACGCGUCCCCCCGCCGUCGCUCCUCCGAGCCGCUAGGGGGUGGCAAAGGCUCCUCUGCGCCUCUAGCGGCCCGCAGAAGCUCCUCCGGUCCGCCAGGGGGCGGCAGAGGCGCCGCAAGCACCACCACCACCCCCCUCGUUGCCAUAGCGACGCGCCGCCGCCAUGGCCGCCACGGGACCGGCGCCGCUGCUGCCUGCCGAGGCCGAAGCGCUGGUGCGGGCGCUGCAGGGCACCGAGCUGCGAGACACCGGCGGGCAGGGGUGCGGGGGGACGCCUUCGUUGGGGACGGAGUCUGGAGGGGGAGGGCCGCGGUUCUGGGGAGUCCCUGGAGGGUGUGAGGUGGGAGAGGAGGAGGGGACCAGGUUUCUGGGCCUCCUCAGAGGCUCUGGGUGGGGGUAAGGAGGAGGAUCCCAGAUUGUGGGGGGGGGGCAACCACAGAAAGUCUAGGGGAGAGAGAAGGGACCCUGGGUUUGGGGUGUCCCCAGAGGGUCUGGGUGGGGAUAAGGAGGAGUUUCCAGAAGAUCUAGGGUAGAGGGGAGAGGCCCCAGCUCUGAGGUGACCUCAGAAGGCCAAGGUGGGGUAGGGAAGACAGGAGGAUCCCCAAUUCUGGAGCCUUCCUAGAAGGGCUGGGAGAGAGAGGAAGGUCUGUAAAAGGGCAAGGAGGCGUCCGGACCUGGGAUGUCCCCAGAGGGUCUGUGCAGGUAGGGGCAAUGGAGAAGAGGACCCUCAGUUUUGGAGUGUCCCCAGUGGGGUGUCUCAUGGUGGGUGUUGCUGGGGGCAGGCAGGAGGGCAGUGGGGUUGGAGCUGCUGCUCCAGGGAGCACAGGUUCAGGGGACAGCAUGGGGUUUGGGGGUGCCUGACAGGCUUGGGGCAUUUCCUGGGGAUGGGGGUGCCAGGAGCAGUUUCCCUGAAUGAAGGACCCUCCAGGAGCGCACCGGAGCCCCAAAGCCAGUGUCCAGAGGUCUCUGGCUCUGAUGUUCUUGCUGGCUGCCCCACAGAUGGCUUCGGCAGCACGAGUGCGUGGAGAAGCUCAAUAUGCACGCCAUCCUGAGCGCUUCCACGGGCCAGGAGCAGCUCCUCACUGAGCUGCUGGUCACCUACGCCAAGGUGAGCCUCCUUAGGUGCAGUAGUGAUCCCUGUGUCAGGCCUUCAGCCGUGAGCUGGGGUGGUCUUCUGGACAAUGUGCAAUUUUGUAAUAAAAUGGUGAAGAAUCUGCUGUAUCUUCAGUGAAAAUGUUUGACUGGUUGUUUGCCAGUGUUCUUUUUUAAAAAAAUUAAAGGUCAAGCUGUGGUAUUUCUA